AUGAACAGGCUCAUGAAGGCGCUCGGAGAGGAUGGUCUGGACGAGUUCGCGCAAGAGCAGCUGCGCGCCCUAGACGAGGACGAGGAUGAAGACGAAGAUGAGGAGGAAGCGGGAGAGGCCGCCUCCGGAGACGAGGAAGAAGAGGACGCGGAGGAGCAGGAGGGUUCAGGCGAGGAAGAGGAUGAGGAUGAGGUAGAAGAGGCAAAUAAGGCUGGUCCCAGUACAGACAUCGCGAUAGCCGUCGACGAGCUCUCGGCUGAGGAGAUGCUAGACGCGGAUGCCAUGCCUCGACAGAAGGUCGAGAUUGACAACAAAAUCGCUAUGGAGCGCAUACGCGCGACCAUCGCACUCGGCCCCUCAUUACCGUGGACUGAAACUUUGACUGUCACAUACCCCGAGACCAUUAACGUUGACGUUGAGGACGACCUUAACCGCGAGUUGGCGUUCUACAAGCAAGCCCUACACAGCGCGCAAACCGCCCGCUCGUUCGCACAAAAAGCCAACUUUCCAUUCACGCGCCCCGCCGACUACUUCGCCGAGAUGGUCAAGAGCGACUCGCACAUGGAGCGCAUCCGCCAGCGGCUGCUCGACGAGAGCGCAGGCAUGAAGCGCGCGGAGGAGAAGCGCAAGGAGCGCGAGGGCAAGAAGUUCGGCAAGCAGGUGCAGCUCGAGAAGAUCAAGGAGCGGCAGCAGAACAAGAAGCAGAUCGAGGAGCGGCUCAAGGGCCUCAAGCGGAAACGGAAGGGUGCACUGGACGGCGACGCAGGCGACGGCGAAGACUUCGACGUCGCAGUCGAGGACGCGAUCGCCGACCGCCCCUCCAAGCGCGCCAAGGGCCCGAAUGGCAAGCCCAAGCUCCCGCGCACAGCACGCGACAAGAAGUUCGGGUUCGGUGGUCCUGGUCGGCGAUCAAAACAAAACACGAAGGACUCCACGGACGCCUUUGUUCAGCGCGGCGGGCCUGGAGGCAAGGGCAAGGGUAGCAAAGGUGGGAAGGGAGCUAAACCGGCGCCGAAGCGCCCUGGGAAGAGCAGACGGAUGGCACAGCGGAGCCGGUCAUAG
This is a messenger RNA of Dichomitus squalens LYAD-421 SS1, 1062 nucleotides long. Its product is annotated as eukaryotic rRNA processing. Bases 1 to 1062 code for a protein of 353 amino acids. Gene Ontology annotation, biological process: rRNA processing; ribosomal large subunit biogenesis. Gene Ontology annotation, cellular component: nuclear periphery; nucleolus; preribosome, large subunit precursor. The record is from RefSeq and is a predicted model, not a curated record. The transcript is spliced from 4 exons. Lineage: Eukaryota; Fungi; Basidiomycota; Agaricomycetes; Polyporales; Polyporaceae.